AUGGGUGGACACAAUCAAGUGCGCCUACUGACCGUGUCAUUCCGCGCAGUACCACCGGAACUCUUGAGAUCAGCAUUGAGGGUGCUGUUGUCGCAAGGCUCGGUAACCCAGAAGCCUUUUGUGCAGCACAUUCGAGACCGCUUUGCAGAUGCGCCGCCAGAACUUGUGGCUCCCGAGGUCUUGUUCCCGACCAUCAACCAAGCCUCGCCGGAAUGCAAGCGCUACAUGGCAAUGACAAGAUGUGUCUUCUCUUGCAAGUUGGCUGAAGAGUCCUUGAAAUAUUUGAUUCAUUUUGUCGACGCCCUGCGACUAGCAGGGGCUCAAUGGCAGACCGGCUCAGAGCUCGAAGCAGAUCUCGAAAAGUUUGGCGGCGACAUUGUCCAAGCCGUGCAGGCUCUCAAAGAGUCAAGGCCCGAGCCUACCGAAGCCCUUGAGGGGCAGCUUUUCAAACUUUGGACAUCCUUGGAUGAAUGCCGGCAGUAUUGCCAGGGUUUGGAGCCACAGUCGCCCGCUUUCCCCUUUGCCAGAUCUGCUCGACAAGUAAAGGAUGUAUUUGGGCUCUUGUUUCCAAACAGUGACCAUUUGUCGUCUCUAAGCCAUUCGAGUGGGACCCCCAUCUCCGUGGAUUUGAGCAAGCAAGGUAGUAUUGAGACGUUUACACUUGGCCCGCACCAAGUUCCUCGUCUCUUCAAUGGACUGUGGCAACUCUCUUCUCCGGCUUGGGGCUCAGGUACUGCUGAGAAGCAGGAAGCAGCUCUGGCGAAUCUGGUGGAAUGUGGCCUUAUUGCGGCAGAUAUGGCAGAUCAUUAUGCAAAUGCAGAACUCAUAUAUGGAGAAUUUCGCAAUCGAUUGGCUCCUGAAGUACAGAAGCAAGUAUAUGCUGCUACCAAGUGGUGUGUAUUUAGCCCGAUCAACCAACCUGUUACACAUGAGUUUGUCCUCGCUGCUGUGAAAGAGCGCUGCAGGAGGUUGGGCGGCCGAGUCGAGCUAUUGCAGUUUCACUGGUACGAUUACGAGGCCAAAGAAUAUCUUGAAAUUCUAGCCGAAUUGGUCAAGAUCACCAAGUCUCAUCCAGUUCUGGUUUCGGCUAUUGGCUUGUGUAAUUUUGACUCGGAGCAUACCAAGGAGGUGUGCGAAUAUCUGCUGGAAAAGCAGGGUUCUGUUGGAAUUGUAUCAAAUCAAAUACAGUUUUCGCUAUUUGAUUCUCGACCACUGCAGCAGAUGAGUGCUGUCUGCCAGCACUAUGGCCUAAAGUUGCUGACUUAUGGCUCAUUUUGUGGUGGUUUCCUUUCCGCCAAAUGGCUCGGACAGCCUGUACCGGAAAUCUAUGCCGAGAAAGAUCAACUCACCCCUUCACAAAGAAAGUACUUUGACAUGAUACGCAACUGGGGCACUUGGUCUGAGUUCCAGACGUUGCUCGAAACACUAUCAUCCAUUACGCAAAAGUACGACGUAAGUUUGACGAAUGUAGCUACGCGAUGGGUGCUACAGCAGCCGGCUGUCGGUGCCGUGAUCGUUGGUACGCGCCUUGGUGUAUCGCUUCACGGUGAUGAAAACCUCAAAGUUUUUGGUUUUGCUCUGGAUGACGAUGAUCUCCAGAGAAUUAAUGACGUUGCGCUCGGCAAGGACAGAGAGAAGUCCUUGAGCAUAUAUCAGACACUUGGCGAUUGCGGGAAUGAAUACCGCGCCAUGCAUUAA
Pestalotiopsis fici W106-1 is the source of this 1698-nucleotide messenger RNA. RefSeq lists its product as uncharacterized. The transcript has 9 exons. Bases 1 to 1698 code for a protein of 565 amino acids. NCBI's taxonomy places the organism in Eukaryota, Fungi, Ascomycota, Sordariomycetes, Amphisphaeriales, Sporocadaceae. The record is from RefSeq and is a predicted model, not a curated record.